Fragaria vesca subsp. vesca is the source of this 840-nucleotide messenger RNA. RefSeq lists its product as uncharacterized. The transcript is spliced from 2 exons. Bases 221 to 748 code for a protein of 175 amino acids. NCBI's taxonomy places the organism in Eukaryota, Viridiplantae, Streptophyta, Magnoliopsida, Rosales, Rosaceae. The record is from RefSeq and is a predicted model, not a curated record.
CUUCUCGGUAUCAGUUUGUAGCCGAAUUGCCAAGUUCGAUGAGAAGUUUUCGGUAUUCCAAAUUGCAAACUUCGAUUUGAAGUACUUGGUAUCCGUUCCUUUGUUCGUGUCUAUGAUCUAUAUAUAUACAUAUUGAAAGGAUGUUUUCAUUCGUUCACAUCCUUUGUGAGAUUAGAGUGGAAAGUUUGCAUUAGUUGCAGAAUUCUGAAUAAUUCUUGGAAUGGAAGUUUUCAAGCCUGGGUUGAAACUAUGUUCAUCAACUAAGGAGCUUUCGAGAUUUGAUGGUGCAAGCACUAGUGAGCAAAGAAAGAAAGAGAAUAGCAUCAAAAUUGAAAAGGCAUCAUAUGACUGCAACUUAGAGACUGAGUCAAGGAACAAGGGUGCUGAAAUGGCUAUGAACAAGUCGCUGGUACUAGGUUGUUCAAGCAGUAAGGUGAACCUUUCUAAGAGCAAAGGUAAAGCUGUAUUGUGCUCCUCUAGUGAAAUUGAAGAACUAAAUGAAAGAAUGAGGAUUCUUGAAGAAGAAACUGAAAGUAUGAAGCAAGAAUUAUUUGAGAGUGCAGAAGAACGAAGGAAGUUGACAAAUGAGAUAUAUCAGCAGUUUCAGAUAUUAACAAGAGAGUUCAAGAUUAAUGUUGGAAGUACUAGUGAGAACUCUUCACAGGAUGAGAGAACAGGAACGCAUUUAUCAGAGGAUUUACAACAAGAAUUAGCUCAAACUUUGUCAAUGCUGAUGUUAACACAAUGAAUAUCAGUCUUUCAAUAUGUAAUUGUAUUUGUAAACGAACAUGUCUGAAUCUCAUUUAUACCUUAUUUGGUAAGAAUUUCACUGUUAUAUAA